Molecule: messenger RNA, 726 nt
Organism: Aureobasidium vineae
Lineage: Eukaryota; Fungi; Ascomycota; Dothideomycetes; Dothideales; Saccotheciaceae
Source: the annotation of a GenBank genome assembly
AUGUUCGAGAAGUCUGACAACAUUCCUCUCAUCAAGCCUUUCCUUCUCAACGUUCAAUCGCAGAACAAGCGCGCUGUCAACGAUGCCAUCAACGAUCUGCUCAUCGAGGAGGAGGACUACAAGACUCUCCGUGAUUCGGUUGAGAACUACGACAACUACGAAGCUGUCGCUUUGGCCCAGCGUCUUGAGAAGCACGACCUGGUCUUCUUCAGACAGAUCGCUGCCAGCAUCUACCGCAAGAGCAAGAGAUGGGACAAAUCGAUUGCUCUCUCAAAGCAAGACAAGCUCUUCAAGGAUGCCAUCGAGACUGCGGCCAUGUCGGGCAAGGGCGAGGUCGUCGAGGAGCUUCUUCGCUACUUUGUCGACAUUGGCAGCCGCGAGUGCUUUGUCGGUAUGCUUUAUGCUUGCUACGAUCUUAUCCCUCUCCACGUUGUCAUGGAGCUCUCAUGGCGUCAUGGCUUGAACGACUUCACCAUGCCCUUCAUGAUCAACUACAUGUCACAACAGGCCAUGGCGAUUGAUCAGCUCAAGAAGGACAACGAGGAGCGCAAGUCAAAGGAGACAACGCAGAAGACGGAGCAGGACAACACACCCAUUCUCGGAGGAUCACGACUGAUGCUGACUCAGGGCCCGGCUGCAAGCGCGGCGAGCCCGGCACCUUACUCCAACGGCGUGAUGGCGCAACCUACUGGAUUCCAGCCCACAGGAUUCGGAGGCUUCAGAUGA